Messenger RNA from Aspergillus puulaauensis, 1437 nucleotides. Its product is annotated as co-chaperone SGT1. Bases 1 to 1437 code for a protein of 478 amino acids. Gene Ontology annotation, biological process: protein stabilization. Gene Ontology annotation, molecular function: protein-folding chaperone binding. The record is from RefSeq and is a predicted model, not a curated record. The transcript has 2 exons. NCBI's taxonomy places the organism in Eukaryota, Fungi, Ascomycota, Eurotiomycetes, Eurotiales, Aspergillaceae.
AUGAACGCCGUUUCUCAGGGCGACGAUGCCGCCGCAAAAUCUGACUUCCUUGGUGCUCUUCAACAUUACACCCGGGGCCUCGCCGAGCUCCCCCGUGCCCCAGCCUACUACAUCAAGCGUUCAACCGCAUACAUCCGCCUCAAUGCCUCCGAUGGCGGGCCCAAUGCGCAAGCUGCACUGCGCGAUGCUGAAAUUGCUGUGACACUUGGGCGAGAGCGUGCGAAGCGCGACUUUAUCCUUGCUGCGCAGAUGAGGAGGGCUAUAGCGCUUUGGCACCUAGAGAGAUACGGAGAUGCGGGGUUUGUGCUUGAGCUGUUGGAUGAGAAGAUGGGAGAUAAGGGGAAGCAAGGCAGCGAUGGUGUCGGUAAUCCGGAUGCUGCCGGUAGAGUGAAAGAUGUUAUGAGUGGAUCGAAGCCAUCGGGACCAGCGAAGAGCUUGCCGCAGGAGCUGUCAAUUUGGUUGAUGAAGAUAAAGACGAAGCUUGGUCAGCUGGAAGAGGGUGAUGAAAGGCGAAAGGUCAAUGUGGAAGAGUUUCCUGUUGGAGUGAAAGUACCAUCAGAAAAAGAUCUGAAGAAGCAACUUGAGGCAUUGAAGGCUGGGAAGAUUAAGGGUGAUGACAAGUCUAGUGCUGCACCUGACACUAUCACUGUGGCGGACAAAAAAGAGACUGGAGGCGCGAGCGCGGCAGCUUCUAAUGAAGUCAGACCCCCUGCAGCUGCGCCUUCUCAGGGCCCUGAGAGUAUCCGACAUGAAUGGUAUCAGUCAAAUGAUUCCGUUGUCGUGACCCUUUACGCCAAGGGCGUGGCUAAGGAAGGCGUGAACGCUGAGCUCAAGAGUGAUUUGGCAUCUGUACAAUUCCCGCUCCCAUCAGGCUCACUGUAUACCUUCUCGCUUGACCCCCUCUUUGCCUCCAUCGAUGAAUCCACCUCCAAAAUCAACACAUUUGGAACAAAGAUCGAAUUGAUUUUGCGCAAGAAGGCGCCUGGACAAAAAUGGAGCUCCCUCGAGUCCUCGUCAUCCACCAUUAAGCCUUCCGCAGUCACCCCUACCGUUACCGCUCCUACGCCCGCAUCUGGCCCAUCUUACCCAACUUCUUCACGCCACGGCGCCAAAGACUGGGACAAAGUCGCCUCAACGCUCACAUUCAAGAAUCCCAAGAAGUCAAACUCCCACGAGAAAGGUAAAGGCAAGACCACAGAAAAGGCCAACGGUGAAGCAGACGAGUCUGCAGACGAAUCCGACAACGAAGGCUCCGUAGACUCUGAUUACGGCGGUGAUCCCGUAGAUGGGUUCUUCAAGAAACUGUACGCUGACGCGGACGAUGAUACCCGGCGUGCUAUGAUGAAGAGCUUUGUUGAGAGUAAUGGGACCUCCCUGAGCACUAAUUGGAGCGAAGUUGGAAAGGGGAAGGUGAAACCUUAUGAGUCCAAGGAUUGA